Myxocyprinus asiaticus (Chinese sucker) is the source of this 1610-nucleotide messenger RNA. It is a transcript of the gene lipca, whose product is annotated as lipase, hepatic a. The coding region runs from base 25 to 1503 and encodes 492 amino acids. Gene Ontology annotation, molecular function: apolipoprotein binding; triacylglycerol lipase activity. Gene Ontology annotation, biological process: lipid metabolic process. The transcript is spliced from 9 exons. The record is from RefSeq and is a predicted model, not a curated record. NCBI's taxonomy places the organism in Eukaryota, Metazoa, Chordata, Actinopteri, Cypriniformes, Catostomidae.
AUGGGGUCCUGAAGUUGACUGGACAUGAUGGUUCUGAUUAAAGUAGUGUCCUGUCUCCUGAUGAUCUUGCAACUGACUGAUGCAAGGAAAACUCGAGGUAACAGAGCAGGCAAUGAGCCCGGAGAGAGGAUGAAGAUGCUCUAUGAACCUAAAUCAGUCUUCAGGCUCUACACGGAGGGGGAAUACAUGUAUGAUACAUGCACAGUGGAGCUUUUCCAGCCUCAUACACUGGAUGGUUGUAGUUUCAAUAACAGCCAUCCUCUGGUUAUCAUCAUUCAUGGCUGGUCGGUGGACGGAAUGAUGGAGAGUUGGGUUGCGAGGUUGGCAUCUGCACUAAAGAGCUCCCAGAGAGGCAUCAAUGUGGUGAUCGCAGAUUGGCUGACUCUAGCACACCAACACUACCCUAUUGCUGCUCAGAACACCCGCAUAGUGGGACAAGAUAUUGCCCACCUGCUGAGGUGGCUAGAGGAUUUCAAACAGUUCCCUGUGGGAAAAGUUCAUUUGAUUGGCUACAGCCUUGGAGCUCAUAUUUCUGGAUUUGCUGGGAGUAACCUAGCGGUGUCUGGAAAAAUCUUGGGAAGAAUUACUGGUCUGGAUCCUGCGGGGCCACUGUUUGAGGGGAUGUCUCAUACUGACAGACUCUCACCUGAUGAUGCUACGUUUGUGGAUGCCAUCCAUACAUUUACCCAACAGCGUAUGGGACUGAGUGUGGGCAUCAAACAGUCUGUUGCCCACUUUGAUUUCUACCCCAAUGGAGGAUCAUUUCAACUAGGGUGCCAUCUGCAUGUGCAAAAUAUUUACACCCAUUUAUCUCAGUAUGGGAUUAUGGGAUUUGAGCAAACAGUAAAGUGUGCCCAUGAACGUGCUGUGCAUCUCUUCAUUGACUCCCUGUUGCACAAAAACAAGCAGAUAAUGGCAUACAAGUGCAGCGACAACACAGCCUUCAAUAAAGGCUUCUGCCUGGACUGCCGAAAGAACCGCUGUAACACUUUGGGUUAUGACAUAAAGAAAGUCCGCACUGGCACAAGCAAAAGAAUGUUCCUCAAAACCAGUUCACACAUGCCAUACAAAUUGUUCCAUUAUCAAUUCAGGAUCCAGUUCAUCAACCAAAUUGAUAAGACUGAUCCCUCCCUCACAGUCUCUCUAAUAGGAACACUGGGUGAAAGUGAAUAUAUGCCAAUAAAACUCACUGAGGAAAUUUCAGGUAACAAGACUUUAACGUUCCUCAUCACUUUGGAUACUGAUAUUGGUGACCUGAUGAUAAUGCACAUCAUCUGGGAGGGAAAUCCUAUGUGGGCAAACAUGUGGAGCAAGGUUAAGACGAUGAUGCCUUGGGGAGAAAGGAGCAAGGGACCACAGCUCACUGUGGGGAAGAUUAUGGUGAAAGCUGGAGAGACCCAGCGGAAAACUGUGUUUUGUGCACAGACAGAUGAUGGCAUGUAUAUUGAGCCAUCACAGGAGAAGGUGUUCGUUCGCUGUGAGAAGAAGUGUAAGAAGCCAUAGCAACAGCGGAGGAUGAUAAAGCACAGCUGAAGUAAACACACCUGAUCACCCAUCAGGACUUAUAAAGCGUCAACAAUGCUUAAAUUGACAUGAGAUGGGUGAAAACA